CUUCAGCCGUCUUCGCCUGCAGAGCAACAAUCGCAGCCGUUUGUGAAGCAAAGCAGCAGCGUCAAUUGCUUCGCGCGCCGGGGCGAGUGACGACAACGCGGACCCUUUGCUUGUGAGUCCGUGCCAGCACACCCAGACUGCCUUGCUUGCUCGGCCGGCGAGUCCGAGUGUGUCUUGUUCGUCCGCCACCACGUUGCGGCGUCGACAGCGUCGUGCCCUCGCCCCUCCCCGCGGGAGCACGAACAAUUCCUCCGCGACCGCCGAUAUGCCGCUCAAAGAAGCGGAGAAGGAGGCCGUGCAGCGCAAGAUACUCAACUCGGCCCUCCCAGACAGCCACCUCCACGUCAAGUUCCUCAACGAGAACGAGACCCACUACCUCACACUCAAGAUCUUCCUCGAGGACAAGGACGAGAAACGCUUCCUCCAGUAUGUCGAGACCCAACUCAGACCCGAAAAAGCGCCAGGUGCGGGGCGCAGAAGAAUGGACACCGACUGAGCUGACACACGGAGGGAGGGAGGGAGGCGGGCGCAAUGGUUGAUGGGAUGGGUGGGCGGCAGGAGGCAAUUGCUGUGGUGUGGUGUGGUGUGGUGUGCUCUGUGUGUGUGGUUGCGUUGCAGGUGCGCUUGACAUCAACGCGCAGACUUCAUCGCGCACCCGCAAGCUGCGGUCCUUCACGCCCGUGGAGCAAGACAGCAGACUUGCACAGGUCGGUUGGUCAGACAGGCAAGACACACACACGAGAUCUGAUCGAUCACGCGAUUGUGUUUCUUUCCUGUGCAGGUGUUGGAGAACUCAGAGGCGUUCACCAAGGAGGCAUGGGCCAAUUUUUUGGUCAGCAUCGAUCGAUGGCACGCCACGCGAGCUGCGGCCAUCUCUGGCCACCAUUCGCGUGGUGUCGUGUCCUGUGUGUGUUGUGACACUGAUUGAUUUGAUUGCAGAAGUUCGACAAGAACCAGGACAAGUGCCUCGACCUGCAGGAGGUCAAGCAGCUGGUGCAAAGACUGUGCCACAACUUCAACGUCACCAUCGACCUGCAAGACGGUACACGAGUCCACACACACCGCGGCGGAAUGGCUGAGGCACCAACGCGCGCUUCUGUGCUCUCUCUGUGCUCAUCUCUCCCAUCAGAGAAUGCUCUCUGGCAGAGGAUGCAGCACUUCGACCGUUCGGGGGACGGCAAACUGCAGUUCCAAGAGUUCGUCGAAAUGGUGACCUGACCACGAUCGACCGGCCAGACAGCGCAAAAGACGUAGCAGCACAUUCACCUGCCUCCAUGCAUGUGUUUGUGUGUCUUUCGUGGCUUAGUUCCGUGAGUUGGUCCGUGAGGUGGGUGAGGCGCUGGAGCGCAGCAAGCAGCGGGUGCCGGAGCUCAACUCGUCAUCGUCGUCUGGCUCCACCCACUACCCCAACUCCAGACGGCAGGACGGCAGCGCUGCCGGCGGGUCCUCGCCAAACGCCUCCAUGAUGAACGGCUUCCCCGGCAAGAAACGCUCGGGGCUCGGCGGCAUGAGGAGCGUCCCCAUCGUGCAGCUGCAAAACAGACGGAUCGAAGGUGCGCGGCGUGUCGGGGGGCGUGGGAGAGAGUAUCGGUGGAUUAAGAAGCGGUUUGUUCUGUUGUCUGUGUCUGUGUCUGUAUGUGUAGAGUAUUAUGAGAUAGAGGACGAGGUCGGUCACGGCAAGUUCGGGAGGGUAUUUGCAGCCAGACAAAAGAGGUGAGACCGAUAGAGAGCGAGAGACCACACGACAUACACUCUCGUCAUGUAUACUGGCUGGCUGUGUGCGUGUGUUGGAUUGGAUUGUCAGUUCGGGUGCGCUUCACAUCUGUAAGGUGAUCGUCAAGAAGACCAACGACGUGUCCAUCGCCGAUAUGGAGCACCUGAUACAGGUGCGUACUUGACCUCCGCAGAAACACGCCCACCACUCGUGCGCACCAUAUUGUGUGUAUGGAAAAUUGGUCAGGUUGAGGUGGAGAUCAUGCGUUCGUUGGACCACCCCCACAUUAUCAAGGUCCUCCAGGUCUUCGAAAACGAAACAUACGCCUACAUCAUCAUGGAGUAAGCGGAGCCAGCCGAGACAACCACCAGCACACGCACUCACGGGCGACCAUCGUGUGUGUGUAUGAUAGGACGUGUGAGGGCGAGACGUUGCUGCGAGCGACGUGGCAUCGUCUGUUCAAGGAGAAGCGCAUCUGCCCCUUCUCUGAGGACGAGGCCUCCCGCAUCAUCGGCCAGCUGCUCAGCGCACUCGCACACGCCCACCACAACAGAGUCGUCCACAAGUGAGUGAGGAUGACGAUGACAACCGACACACAAAGUGAAGUGAACCCGCGCAGCGCACCAUGGCACCAUGGCUGGCCUGGCUCGCUGGUUGUCUGUCUGCAGGGACGUGAAGCCCGAGAACAUCAUCUUUGUGCAGAAGGACUACGGCGAGGUGCAGAAAGACUUCGCCUCGCCCAUCAAACUCAUCGACUUCGGUAAGUACACAUCCCCCCUGCACACAGACAGGGAGAACGAAGGCAGAUCACUAACUUGUGUCCAUCCAUCCACUGCGUGUGUCGUCAUUCAUUGUCUCUGUCAGGGUUGGCCGAGCGCAUCCCGCCCGACCGCAGUCACUGCCGCAAGCGGGGCGGCACUCUGCAGUACUUCCCUCCUGAGGUCUUCGGCGAAAAGUCUAGACUCGACUUCAAAUGCGACGUCUGGUUAGCAGAGGAGAGCGAGCGACACACCUUCAUAGCUAUGGUGGAGAGGGGGAGAGAUCUGUUUUGUUUGUGGUGUGGAUGUUCUCAGGGCUGCUGGUGUGGUCUUGUACAUUUUGUUGACCGGUGCGAUGCCGUUCGUGCCGGUCAAGCCCAAGAAUGACCACGAGACGCAGCAACUCAUACGCGACAUCACCGAAGGUACGUCCCGGGCCGCGCCCUGUCCACGAAAGACAGACUGACCCUCAUCGACUGGUGUCCGAUUUGUGUGUCUGUGUGCGUGUGUGUUUGUGUGUGUGCAGGCACCCCAGACGCGCUGAAGCCGAGCCCGCGCAACCUGACGUGGCUGAGUGCCGACGCCAUCGACCUCCUUAAGAGGAUGCUCAACAAAGACCCCUCAGAGAGGCCACACGCCACUGAGGUACACACGCACACACUGACACACAGACACUGACCGACAAGACACAAAGGGAUACGCCAACGGACACACCAAUCGUCAUGCACGCUGCUUGUGUGUGUGUGUGUGUGGUGUUGAUGAUCAGCUGCUGUCCCACCCGUGGCUGCGUCGGGUUCGUCAGAAGCAUGACGAGGCCUCCCCAGCCAUCACGCCAGAGCUGCUCGCCAGGAUGAGGGUCAGUCAGUCGAGUGCAAAGCCAACCACGUCAAUCACCCACACUCAUCAUUCCCCCUCUGUGUGUGUGUGUAUGUUUUCUUCAGGCGUACACGCGCGACUCGGAGCUCAGAAAGGCCCUCAAAUACCUCAUCGUACGGCAAACCGAUCCAACCAACGUCCCUCACACAGCCGUCUUGUCUUGGACACGUCCGUGGGAUGUUUGUUGUGUUAUGGUGUGUGUUGUGUUGCGUUGGUUGCCAGGCGCACAGUUUGGACCUGAAGCUGCCGGUGGUGCAGGAGAUCUGGCGGGCCUUCGACCAGGUCGACAGAGGCGUCCCGGACGGGGCACUUUCUGUCAGGGAGCUCUCUACCGGUGAGUAAAGCAAGCCGUCUGCCGAUGUGCCAUUCAUUCCAUCCACCCCUCCAUCUGUCCAUCUGUAUGUGUGUGGACGAUGUGUGCAGCGCUGCGUCAGGCUGGUGCGCCCGAGACUGAGAUCCAUCAGAUCAUCGAGGCCCUCGACGUCACCAAGGACAACAGCGUGGAGUUCACAGGUCAGACAACUGCUACGACAGCACAGCCACACGCACCGCCACAGGCAGCAGCCUGAACAUGCUCUGCUCUGUUGUGGUUGAUGCACCUCAUCAGAGUUCCUGGCUGCGUGUUUGCCGUGGCGCCGUGAGUCGAUGGAGGAGCUCAAGGCCGAGGUCAUGUCGGCCUUCUACACACUCGACACGGUUGGUGUGGAGGGGGGGAGGGAGGGAGGGAGGGAGGGAAGGAGAGAUUGAGGGGCGGGUGGGUGGCUGCACACGACGGUCACCCAAGUGUGUCCCUCUGUGUGUGUGUGUGUGUAUGUGUGUGUAUGUGUGUGUGUGUGUGCAGGAUGGUGACCAGCAGGUCACCCGGGAUGAGUUUGCCCUGGGGCUCUUCAAAUGUGAGCUGGGACACCAACACACACACUGAUCCCUCCCUCAUCUGUCUGUGUUGGUCGGUCGGUUGUGUGUGUGUGUGUGUGUGGUUGGUUGUCGCAGGUCACUACAUGAGUUUGCACCCCCGUCAGAAGUACCUCAUCGGUCUGAUCGAUAAGGAUGGCGACCACGUCAUCCAGGCGGCCGAGUACUGGGCGUACGUCGACAGACUGUGCAGAGAGCUCAGCGAAAACGCCAUCGACGACACGCAGAUCGUACAGUGACUGACUCACUCACUGACUGACUGAGUCACUCACUGAAUGAGCGACGGAGAGAGGGCGGGAGGGAGGGGUGGUGAGUGAGUGAGUGGGUGAGUGUAACACACUCACCCAGCUUCCCACACACGCACCCAUCACCGAUUUGUUGCUGUGUAUCGCAUUUGCUUUCCGGUGGGCUCGAUGGACCGAUGGAUGGAUGGAUGGACGGAUGGAUGGUUUUCUCAACUCACUGCCUAUACCCUUCCUGUCCCAUGUCUGUCAUGUGUGCGUCCUGUCCUCUUCUGAGCCAACGAGUGGAUGGAGUGCAUCUGAGAGAGAGAGAGAGAGAGAGAGAGAGAGAGAGCGACACAGAGAGUGCCGUACCAGUCAACGCUUUUUGUGAAUCAGGGAGAGAGGGAGAGAGGGAGGGAUACAUCUAAGCAGAGAGAGAGAGAGAGAGGGAGAGCGGGAGAAGGGCCGCUGUCUCUCUAUCUACUGUGUCCGGCUAUGCUAUGCGGCUUGUGAAGUGUAGAGUACACGCACGACUGAGGGAGGGAGGCAGGGAGGGGGGUGUCGGUAAUACAGACAGACAGGACAGCCGCCACCAGCACACAGCGGUGCGUCGUGGGCGUGGCGUGUGGGAGUGGGGGGUGAGGUGAGCCAUCAGGUCGGUAGGGUAGGUAGCGAAUUAGUCGGUGUGCACUUUUUGCAGGCGGGGCCAUCUUAUCCGAGUGAAUGAAUGAUUGUUCAGUGUGUCUUGUAACUAAGAGUGAGUCACUGACUAACUAACUAAGUAACGUAGCCAACUACCUCCGUGACUCCCUACCUGCUGCCUGUCUGUCUGUCUGCCCGCCUGCCUGCCUAACGAGAGAAGGAACGGUCCGAGCCCUAGGGCCGUCGUUCCUUCUCCUCUUGCUGGUGGAUGGAUGGAUGAUACUUGUACGGACCCACCGACACAGACCAUCUCACUCACGUACCGUACCUGGCUCCUUCCUUCCCUCUCAUGCUGGCUGGCUGGCUGGCUGGAUGGAUGGGUGGGUGGGUGGGUGGAAGGUUGGAAGGUUUUUUCUUCUUCAUCGCAUCGCUGCUGGCUGCCGAGCACACACGUCAGUGGGUGCAUUUCUCUCACCCACACGCUGAUCCGAUCCAACCACUGCCUUCAAGCCACCCAUCCACAUGCACCCAUCGCAUACAUUUCCCUCCCUCCCUCUCCCUCCCUCGUUCGCUCAUCCUGCCUGCCUGCGUGCUCGUGGUUUGUCCACCUGCCCGGCUGCCUGGCUGCCUGUCAUUGAUUCACUGAUGCUGAAUGGAUGGAUGGAUGGAGUAUUGAGAGGUUUUGCGUUUGCCCCCUUGCGCCGUCUGGUUUCCUUCGUUCUGGUGAAUGAAUCAAUUCGCUCAAGUUAUCUAUCUAUCUCUUCCCGUCUGCCGUCUUCUAGCUGGCCAAUCAGAGUUUUUGGUCAUCGCUCUUUUAUUUCGGCCUGCCUUGCCUCCCUCCCCUGUGUGUCACGUCCGUCUAUGCGUGUCUGUCUGUCUGUCUGUGUUUGGGGUCGUCACAAGUGCGUGACUGACUUGACUGACUGCAUCUUGAAUGUCCCAUUUCCUUCAUCCAUCUAUCCAUCCAUCCCUCGGUCCAUCGAGUCGAGUGAGAGUGUAGGUAGACACACGACACGACCCCGCCCCCCGUCUGUGCGUCCGUCCUUUCGUGGCCAUGUGGUGCUCUUUUUCAGUCGUGCCGACCACUGCUUUCUCUGUCGUCUCUCUGUCUGGUGCGGCAUGGCUGGCGCGACACAUGCAAUGCACGGAUGACACCCUCGCACGCCGCUUUCCUCUGUCCAGUCGGGCUCUUUGUGCCCCCCCACCCCAACUCCCGCUCUGCUCUUGCCUUCCUUCCUCGCUCUCUCACCCCGCCCCGCCCCUCUCUCCUCUAAAGAGCUCUCCCUCCUAUCGCACGGAUGGACAGACACCUCGAUCGCAUACACAUAGACAGACAGACAUAGAGGUAAUGUGUCCAUUACGUCUGUGUACUGAAUGACUGAUAUCGUGUCGUGCCUACUUGGGUGUGUGGGUCUUUAAUCAAGGGCUCCCUCUCCGCCCGCCUGGAUGCCCUCCUGACUCUCUGCCUGCCUAUCAGUCUAUCGUGUGUGUGUGUGUGUGUGACCUGUGUGUGUGUGACCUGUGCGUGUGACUGAUGCUCACAUGCGUGAUGUCGUGCGUGUGUGUGCGUCUGUGUGUGGAUCGGAUGGAUGCGUGUGGCGUGUUCGUACCUACCUACCUACCUGCCGAGUGAGUGAGUGAGUCUUUUUGCACCUUGAGGCCAUCCAUCCAUCAUCCUUUUCUCCUCCUAUACAUUCUAAGUACCCUGCCGUACUCCACCCACCGGUGUGCCUCUCCCCACCAGGCACACCCCGAUCGGGCAACUGACAGGCAACUGGGCGAUUGAGUGGAUGAGUGAAUGUCUGUCUACAGUGUGCU
This is a messenger RNA of Vitrella brassicaformis, 6944 nucleotides long. The record is from the annotation of a GenBank genome assembly. NCBI's taxonomy places the organism in Eukaryota, Vitrellaceae.